GAAGAACUGUUGAUGGUACAUGGAUACCCUGUCAUCGGCGUUAUGGCUGCAGAUUUGGUUUCGUACCCAUCCGGAGAUUGAGUGAGUAGGAUAUUUGAUCGUGUCACGACGCACAGGCCCGGGCUUUUUCACCCCCUCACCCCCUGUCGCUCCACAUGAUGUUACUUCGUCUUCCCACAUCAUCAUCUCCAUGAGCAUGAUGCUGUGUGCUUCACAGAUUGAGCUUUCUUACCUCACACAGGCGAGCCAUCAAAUCUGCAGGUACGGCCGUGCGGAGGUUUGGAUAUAAGUGCAAGAAGGACACCAUGGAAUAAAGGGAGACAACAGAAACUACUUGAAUCAGAUCCAUAAAUAAAAGAAGCCUGACAUUCAAAAGCCAGAUAUAGACUGAGGAAGAGAGCCGUGGAAAAAAUUGUAAAGAUGGGGUGUGGUCAGACGUCGUUUCUCCUGGACUCUACAGUUCACCCCUUCAUCCCUCCUCCCUCUCCUCGCUAAAACCCGGAGCAGCUAAUUUCCAUUGCUUGAAGAGCCCCCACCCUCGGUGAUGUGAUGAAUAAGUUUGAAGUCCUUGGCAUUGUGGGAGAAGGAGCAUAUGGAGUGGUGCUCAAGUGCAGGCAUAAGGAAACCAAUGAGCUGGUGGCCAUUAAGAAAUUCAAAGACAGCGAAGAAAAUGAGGAGGUCAAGGAGACGACUCUUCGGGAGCUGAAGAUGCUCCGGACCCUGAAGCAGGACAACAUCGUGGAGCUGAAGGAGGCUUUUCGCAGGAGGGGGAAACUCUACCUGGUCUUUGAAUAUGUGGAGAGGAACAUGCUGGAGCUUUUAGAGGAGCUCCCCAAUGGUGCACCGCCUGAUAAAGUCCGCAGCUACAUCUACCAGCUCAUCAAAGCCAUCAACUGGUGUCACACCAAUGAGAUAGUCCACAGAGAUAUCAAGCCGGAGAACCUCCUCAUUAGCUCGGAGGAUGUUCUCAAACUCUGUGACUUUGGUUUUGCUCGUAACCUGUCUGAAGGAACAGAUGCCAAUUACACUGAGUAUGUGGCUACAAGGUGGUACCGCUCUCCUGAGCUGCUGCUGGGGGCUCCCUAUGGGAAGGCGGUGGACAUGUGGUCGGUGGGGUGUAUCCUCGGGGAGCUGAGUGACGGACAGCCUCUGUUUCCAGGGGAAAGUGAGAUAGAUCAGCUCUUCACCAUUCAGAAGGUUUUGGGGUCGCUGCCUGCAGAGCAGAUGAAACUCUUCUACAACAACCCUCGCUUUCAUGGAAUCAGAUUUCCCUCAGUUACUCAUCCUCAGACUUUGGAAAGAAGGUACCAAGGCAUCUUGAGUGGUUUGAUGUUGGAUCUGAUGAAGAACUUGUUGCUGUUGAAUCCUACUGAGCGAUACCUGACAGAGCAGAGUCUGAACCAUCCAGCCUUCCAGCCUCUGAGGCAGGCGGAGAGAGAGAGGCCUCCUCCUGCCUCGCCCAACCCACCGCGCUCCUCCAAGAGAAAAACACACCAUCACGGAGAGAAUACAGUUCCCACAAGGAGCCACACUAAGAGCACGAGCCGUCGCUCCAACGCUAAAGAAUGUUCCAGCCUCCCUCGUCAUGGCGACCUCCAUCACCUCGGCAACAAGAGUUUCCUUAACGGGAACAAACCGGCCCCUUCCAGUUUGAGCCCAACGUUGCACCCCAAGGCCCAGUAUAUGUCCCAGACCCUCAAUCGCUCUGUCUCAUCCAACAAAGACCUGGCUAACAACAACCUGCCACCGCUGCUCAGCCCCAAAGAAGCCAAAGGCAAGACUGAGUUUGAUUUCAAUUUGGGACCCUCCACAAAGCUGCUUGACCAUGGGGCCAAGUAUGGCCACAGCAAACCCAUAUCCUCUCGCUCUCAGCAGCAGCAGCAACAACAACAGCAACAACAACAGCAACAACAACAGCAGCAACAACAACAACAACAACAACAACACCAACAACAACAACAGCAACAACAACAGCAGCAGCAGCUGCAACAACAACAGCAGGUCGGCCGCCACACCUUCCUGGAAGGGAAGAACAACACACUGCAGUCUGGAUCAGAGAAGCAACAUGGCCGACAUGCCGCCCACAGCAUGGCAGACUCUUCCCACGGCUCUAUGUCCUCCUCUUCGAAGAGUUCAGCGUCUUAUCUCAGCCUGUCCAAGAGCCACAGCGCUCUGAGUGAUGCCAAAUCUGUUGGGAACCUCAGCGACGGGCGACUCCACCUAGAUGACCCAAACUCCAACACAACAGUAGGGGUGGGACCCGCGGCCCGCUUCUUCCCUGCCAGCUGUUUAGACCUUAACGCCCCUCCAGGUCCCCAGGGGCCUCCCGGGAGCCCCUCUGCAAGGCACAGUGAUCGGUCUGGGCACAGUCCUGCCUCUCGCAGCAGCGGCAACGUCCGCAUGGAGAGCAGCACCCUAGACUCCUCAUCAAGACACAAAUCCAGACAUAAAAUUUUAGCACCAGAGGAUGCCGGUGCUCCGGAGCUCUUAGACCCGGGAGGAGCAGGGAUGCCCUCCACUCAUACCCUGCCUUCCCCACACGAGUCUUAUCACUACGGCCUGGGCUACACCUCGCCCUUCUCCUCUCAGCAGCGGCCUCAACGCCACUCCAUGUACGUGAGGAGGGAGCGCCACCGACCACACGCUAUGGAGGGGGGGUUGGCAGUCUUGCCUUCACCCGGGCAGGCGAUACCGACACGUGCCAGCAGCCUGCAGCUCCUGUCCCCCCAACUGCAGCACCGCACCACCCUCACCGGACACUCAGUGAGCUCUUCCAGAGAGGACUGCACCGAGGAAAUGACCAGGAGUGAGCAGUCACCUAAAGACAUGAGCCACCCUUGUGCCCCCAUCAAAGACUCUACGAGGGACAACACUGCUGCUUAUCAUACACAGCGCUCUAAAAACGAGGUCGGCAUGUAUCACGACCCACAUGUUGAGGAUGUGGGAUCCUCCAAGGAGAACCGGAUGAUCUUCACAGAGUCCAUGCCUCGUAGAGUCGGUAGCUUCUACCGAGUCCCUUCCCCCAGACCAGACAACUCCUCCUCUUUCCAUGACGCUGUCGGUCAGGGUCGAGGGCCGGUUGUUCCCAAUUUACCUGGAGACCCUGUCGUCAUGGUCAACCACUCCAAACGCCAGACGGCUUUCGACUGGACCGCAGCAGAAGCAAUGGUCAUGAAUCCUCCAGAGCCUGCCAAAGAGAAGGAGAAACAAGGCUUCUUCAGAGCCAUGAAGAAGAAAAAGAAGAAGACUCAAAUAACGGACAUGGAGGACGGGAGGAACCCCAGCAUCAAGAAAAGCCUUUUCCCCCUCUUUAGCUCUAAGAAUAGCUUAAAGCACAACUCAGCUGUCAAAGUCCUCCCUGUAGUCGCCUCGCCCAUGGUACAGCACCAGCCUACCGUGCCCUACCCUGCCUCACCAGUUCCUGGAAACGGACAAGAACACCUGUCGCUGCAGAGGAGCUCCAAGUCUUCCUCUCACCACGGCAGCCGAAGGAAAAACCGCGAGAGAUCCCGAGACAGAGACCGGGAGCGGGAACAGAGCCGAGACCGGGACAGGGACAGAGAGAGAGAGAGGGAACGUGAGAGAGAAAGAGAGAGAGAAAGGGAGAGGGAAAGAGGGAGGGAGAGAGAGAGAGUGAAUGACUGGCAAACAGACAAACCAGUGGACUCCCACUCUCAGAGUCAACCACUCAAGUCCCUCCGCAGGCUCCUUCACCUCUCCCCUUCCUCCUCAAAUCAAGGACAGCCUCCUCCUCCUCCUCCUCCUCCAGACAUGCGCUUCCAAGCCCCCCUCCCCAACCCCCCUCAGCCAUCCUCCAAAGCGGGCUACCCUGAGGGUCGAGGGCACGCUGAGAGCAGGGGGCACCCCGGGGUGAGCAGCUCUGCCCAGCCUAAGAGCCGCAAGCCCAGCUACCCGCUCCCCGGACAGAUCGAGUCCAGCUGGCACGUGUCUGCUCUCCAGCGGGCGGAGGGUGCUCAGUUCACACCUGAACAACUGGGAAUCAAACCGGGGCAGAACGGACCCACAUUUACCCGAGCGUCCCGCACCAGGAUGCCAAACCUCAAUGACCUGAAGGAGACCGCGCUGUAAACCCCCCGCCUACGAAACUACACCAUCUCCUAUUUGUCUCCAACCUGGAAGCAUCUGCCAGAUGCAGACAUCAUGGUACUGUAGUAAAAGUUUACAUGAAAGCCUAUUUCACUGGACCUAGUCUUCAUUCAGAGACAUAGUCAUCUGUUCUCUGAAAACUACAAAGACAAGACGCUGAAACGCGAACACCAGUAACACUGUCGUGUAGGGUAUCAAAGACAGGACAUGGCCCACUUUGUCUGGGGAUGCCAGUACUGUAUCAGCUGUGUGUUACUGUGUCUCUAACAAAGAGAGAGGACAUCAGAGGAUGCUGAUCUUUCGUGGCCUCUUUGCUGCCAUCUUCUGCUCAUAGGACUCUACAGCAAACCACUUCAGUCAGCCGCUGUCAAGAAACUCAAAUGUUUUUCAAGCUCUGUUAUUUGAUAAGAACAAAAAAAAGUUUAUAUCAACAUUAUUUAUUAAAUAUUUAUUUGUUUUAAAUUCAAGGAUAUAAGCUAUAAACGACACAGUAUGUAGGUUAUAUGGGAAUAUUAUAAGGUAAUAUAGAAUUAAAUGUGUAAUUGCAAGAGCUUUAGUUUCGACACAAAGAAAAGCAUAGAUAUUUAUGUGUUAAUACAAUAUGUCAAAAAGAAUAUUUAAUAAUGGUGAAUGUCCUUUUUUGUUCAAUUUGAUAGGUUAUUUACCAGUUUCUCGCUUUAUCAUCUUAUUUUUUACCAGUUUUUCUAUUUGUUUUAUCCACAUGUUAAGAAAUAUUGAUGAAUAUUGUUGCCCAAAGUGGAAAAAAAUAUGUUUCACGGAAAAUCUAGGCUAAAUCUGCGCUUCACCCUCAUGACUUAAGUUUUGAAGUUUUGUGACAUGUUGGGCUAUUUGUCAACAGGUUUAGGUAGCAGAACAUCCAGAGUGAGACUGUUAGGCUCUUUGCUUUACAUACAGAACAUUUCUACUCAUUAUAUGUCCCGUUCUUGGUGUCUCCAUUUUUAAAAUGAACCCCAUUCUCAGUUCAUUUAUCAGUGACAAUAGCUCUCCAGCACCGUGCUGCCACCUGCUGAGCUGUUGGUUUUGUCUACAGCCCUAACAGCCAGUAAAAAACAUCAAGACUUUGGCGGCCAUUGGUGGUGAAAAGUAAGCUUCAUGAAAUGAGGCAGGACUAACUCAAGAACAAUGUGUAACUGUGCAAAAUAGGAGGAGAGCAUUCUGCAAAAGGCAUACAUCACCUACAACCUUUAAGUAAUGAAGGUUAAGUCUGCUGCUAUUUUAUAUUUCUUAUUUGUUGACAAAUCCCAUGAAAAGACCAAAACGAAUAAUAUGUUUAACAGACUAACAAAAGUUGUCUGUGUUACCACAUAUAUCUUGAGCUGUUGUCUAUUAUUAUUAGUAGUUUGAUUUGAAUCAAUCCCUCAUAUGCCGUCCUGCUGCUGUAUAUGCUCACCUUAGAACCAACUGUGUAUUAAUCCGCUGCUGAAAAUAGUUCCAACAAACUAACAGUUUUCCUGGGUUUGUGUAAAGUUGACUGAAUACUGCAGUGCCCAGAUGUUUAUGGAACAAGUCCAGAAAAGCUGUUGAAUUACUCAUAUUAGAUUACUUGCCUGUAAUGUGAAGACUUUAUUUCUUAAGUAUUUUCUCACAACUUUUGAUAUGACAGACACUAACAAUAUAACGAUAUCCGCAGUGAUCACUUUCCUGUGAUUUAAGACAAGACUGUUUAAGAGUGUUAUAACCGCUGUGCAUUGUUUUGGUAUCUAAUAAGCCUUAACAUGCAUACAUAUCUUACUCCAACUGGCUGCCGUAUCGUAUUUCAAUACUCACCGGUACCUAAAGUAAAACGCCCCCAGCUGUUUCAUUCUUUUCAUGGGAUUUGUAAAAAUAACAAAGAUAUUUAAUAACACAAGACUUAUCUUCUAAUGUGUUUACAUUUUUCAUGUGCAUUUUAAAGCUUGUGUUUUCAAAGUUUUUGUAAAUGCCUUUUGUAAAUCUGAAUUUGGUUUUGCUACUGUAUUUGCAUUACAACUUUUAUUUUUUAGUAUUAAUAGUCAUAAUCAGGGAUGAUUUUACUUAACUAGGUUAUUCAUAAAAAGCAUUUACUUGUUGUCUACUGACCUGUGGAUGAUUACAAAAAAUAAAAUAGAACAAAACACUGUUAGUGGCCUAGGAAAAAUAGCAUCGUUUUGCUUCCAGUCUCAUCUCAACCCUCCAUUCCUUCUUCUUCCUCUGUGGUUGUAAAGUUUAGUGGAGAAGCUUUUAUAUCACAGAAGGAGACAACAAAAAAGAUCUGUGGACUUUAGAGAAAAUGUUUGAGGAUUUCAUGUUUUAUUUCUCAUCUGUUUAGAGUAAUACACAAGCAAAAAAGGAAUGAAAGAAUUGACUAUACGGCUGAUUGAAAGCAAUAACAUUCAGAAAGAGACUGAUGCAGAUGUAUUGGCGAAGUCCGUAGCUAGUUAAUAGGACCCAAAUAGCACGGAUUAAUUUUCAUUAGGAAACUGAUGAAAGCAUGAAAAGCGUCCACAUAUAAUAUCAAGACAUCGCUCUGCAAUACAUUUUUUAUUUAUAAUUUCACCUUGAACAUGACCCAGGGCUAUAGAAACUGCCCCGUGUUGUUUAUUAGUGAGAAUCCUGGUUGCUACUGAUUGCAAAUGACUGCUGAAGUGGGUUCGUCUCUACUAUUAAUCGGACAUUGUGAUGAUAAAGCUUGCCUUGCCAGUGACCCGAAGCCUUAUAUUAGCUUUCUGACUCAACACUUCAGAUGAAAACGAAGACGUGAACCCCAUGCAAGCCACAUACACUGACCACUGAGAUGAGAAGAAAACCUUUUGUUCAUGAAUAUGAAUGUGUUUCCUGAAACAUUCGUUCUUUUUUCAUUUAGCUGUUUCCCACUACUUACAGGGUGUAAAUAGAAAUAAUAGAGUGUAUCUAUACUGACCAUUCUACUUUAAUGAUAGGGUCUCAUAAUAAAAGCCAACUGUACAUUUUUGAA
Molecule: messenger RNA, 7060 nt
Organism: Eleginops maclovinus (Patagonian blennie)
Lineage: Eukaryota; Metazoa; Chordata; Actinopteri; Perciformes; Eleginopidae
Gene: cdkl5
Product: cyclin dependent kinase like 5
Exons: 21
Coding region: 550-4089 (1179 amino acids)
Biological process (GO): positive regulation of axon extension; protein phosphorylation; regulation of dendrite development
Cellular component (GO): dendrite cytoplasm; nucleus
Molecular function (GO): protein kinase activity; ATP binding
Source: RefSeq, a predicted model, not a curated record